AAGAACGAAGUACUAACAUAAUUGAAUGAUUGAACGUUGAAUUAUUAAAUUCUGGAAAUCGAUGCAAAAAAAUAAUAAUUGACCUUACAAAUGUUUUCCAGUACUACACCGCUCAUUAAAUGUGUGCCCACACUUACUAAACAAGUGUACCGCAGAACUGUUCACUCGACAAAAUUAACAAUGGCUCCUAUUAAAGUUGGCGACAAACUACCUGCAGUUGAUCUAUUUGAGGACUCUCCAGCAAAUAAAGUAAAUGUUUGUGAAUUAACGUCUGGGAAAAAGGUGGUACUUUUCGCCGUACCUGGAGCAUUUACACCCGGUUGCUCCAAAACACAUUUGCCGGGAUAUGUGCAAAACGCCGAUAAGAUGAAGGCUGAAGGUGUAGCGGAAAUAGUGUGUGUUUCUGUUAAUGAUCCCUAUGUGAUGGGUGCUUGGGGAAAUCAGCAUAACACAAAAGGAAAGGUUCGUAUGCUAGCUGAUCCAUCAGGUAGCUUCAUCAAAGCUCUUGAUCUUGGUACAAACCUCCCACCACUUGGUGGUUUCCGUUCUAAAAGGUUCUCCAUGGUCAUCAAUGACAGCACAGUUGAAGAGCUAAAUGUGGAGCCUGAUGGUACAGGUCUGUCAUGCUCCCUAGCUGACAAGCUGAAACUGAAGAAGUAAUUUAAGCAAUCUCUAUUAAUCUCAAAAAUACAUCCCAGCUUUUAGCUGUUCUAGACUUGAAGCAACCCUUGUGAUAUGUAUAUUUUAAUGUAAUAAAUAUGUAUAAAUAUUA
Messenger RNA from Pieris rapae (cabbage white), 772 nucleotides. RefSeq names its product peroxiredoxin-5, mitochondrial (gene Prx5). Gene Ontology annotation, molecular function: thioredoxin peroxidase activity. Bases 91 to 660 code for a protein of 189 amino acids. Gene Ontology annotation, cellular component: mitochondrion; cytoplasm; peroxisome. The transcript has 3 exons. Gene Ontology annotation, biological process: cellular response to oxidative stress; hydrogen peroxide catabolic process; cell redox homeostasis. The record is from RefSeq and is a predicted model, not a curated record. NCBI's taxonomy places the organism in Eukaryota, Metazoa, Arthropoda, Insecta, Lepidoptera, Pieridae.